AUGCCGCCCACCAGCUCGUCCGGCUUCCAAAACGCGGACCCCUUCAAGUUCGCCUCGCGGCGGAGCGUAGUCCACAGCACCGACGGCAUCGUCGCCUGCAGCCAGCCGCUCGCCGCGAAAUGCGGUCUCGACGUGCUCCGAGCAGGAGGCAACGCUGCUGAUGCCGCAGUGGCAGUUGCCGCCGGGCUCAACAUGACGGAGCCGUGCUCUACAGGCAUCGGCGGCGACAUGUUCAUCCUUUUCUGGGACGCAUCCGCCGGGCAGGUCAUGGCCAUGAACGGCUCUGGUCGCGCCGGCGCAAGGUCCACCCUUGCCGCCGUUCGCAACGGCCUCGACGUUCCCGACGACAAGCAUGAUGCCGAAAUCCCCAAGACCAGCGCUCUGGCUGUGACGGUGCCAGGCGCCGCGGCCGGAUGGGUCGACACCGUCGAGCGGUUUGGCAGCGGCAAGGUCGAUCUGGGGCGUGUUCUGGCCCCGGCCAUUGAGCUUGGCGAGAAGGGCUUCGCCGUGCACGAAGAUGCCGCUCACUGUUGGGCUGCUUCCGAAGCCCGUCUCAGGCAAGCGUCGCCCAACUUUGCAGAAAUGCUCAAAGUCGACCCCAACGCCGAGGCCGGCGUUCGCGCCCCCCGCGCGGGCGAAAUCAUGAAGAAUCCAACGCUGGCCAGGACGUUCCGCACCCUGGCCGACGAGGGCAAGAAGGGCUUCUACCGGGGCCGAAUCGCAAAGGCGCUUGUCGAGCUUGUCCAGAGUCUGGGCGGGCUGUUGGAGCUCGACGACCUCGAGCACCACUUGGAGGCAGGCAGCGAGCCCGCCGAGCCCAUUUCUCUCAAAUUCCGCGGCCAGGGAACUGACGGCGUCGAGCUCUGGGAACACCCGCCCAACGGCCAGGGGAUAAUUGCCCUGAUGGCCUUGGGUAUCAUCCAGGAGCUGGAGAAGCAGGGCAAGAUCCCGACCUUUGGGCCCGACGACUUCAACACGGCCCCGUACUUGCACGCCGUGAUCGAGGCCCUCAGGCUGGGCUUCGCAGAUGGCAGUUGGUUCGUCGCUGACCCCAACGUCACCAAGGUCCCCGUCCAGGGGCUCAUCUCGCAGGAAUACCUGGCGGAGCGAGCCAAGCUCUUUGAUCCAACGAGGGCCGUCCUCUCCCAUGAACACGGCAAUCCGCCCUUUGUUUCACCUGCCCUGUCCAGCAGCGACACGGUGUACUUUGCCGUCGCGGAUGCACAGGGCAACGCCGCGUCCUUUAUCAACUCCAACUACGCGGGCUUCGGGACCGGCAUCAUCCCCAAGGGGUGCGGCUUUACGCUCCAGAACCGCGGCUCUAACUUCUCCCUCAACCCGAAUCAUCCCAACAAGAUCGAGCCCAGAAAAAGGCCGUAUCACACCAUUAUUCCCGGCAUGGUGACCAACUUGCAGGACGGAUCGCUCCACUCGUCGUUCGGGGUCAUGGGCGGCUUCAUGCAGCCCCAAGGCCAUAUACAGGUCCUGCUGGGGCAGCUCGUCGGUCGACUCAACCCGCAGCAGGCUCUCGACGCCCCGAGAAUCUGCAUCGGCGGCGGGCUCCCCGAGAGCGGCGACGCCAUUGACUGGACGGUGAAUGUGGAACAAGGCAUGCCCGAGGAAACAGUCGAGGGGCUUAAGAGGCUCGGCCACAAGGUAAGCGUCGUGACCGGCACGGCGAGGGGACUGUUUGGACGCGGCCAGAUUAUACGCCACGUCGUUGACCCCGUGGACGGGACGCGGAUCUGGUCUGCGGGCAGCGACAUGAGAGCUGACGGCGCAGCAUACCCUUUGUAA
Messenger RNA from Metarhizium album ARSEF 1941, 1797 nucleotides. RefSeq names its product acylase ACY 1. The transcript is spliced from 4 exons. Lineage: Eukaryota; Fungi; Ascomycota; Sordariomycetes; Hypocreales; Clavicipitaceae. The coding region runs from base 1 to 1797 and encodes 598 amino acids. The record is from RefSeq and is a predicted model, not a curated record.